CAAGUCCCAGCACCCGGCCCGCGCCUCUGGCUUCCGCCGGGUCAGCUGACUACUUAAGUGCGGAACUGCACGCCCCGCCGUGCUGCCCGCAGCCGCCGCGCUCCGCGCUCAGUGCUCGGCUCUCGGUGCUCCGCGCCUGCACUCGGUGCUCCGCGCCUGCACUCGGUGCUCCGCGCCUGCACUCGGUGCUCCGCGCCGCGCGUCCGCCCAGUCGUCAUGGCUGGGCUCGUGGUCAGUGGAACUCAAGUGUCCUACAUAGGCCAGGACUGCAGAGAAAUUCCAGAGCACCUUGGCAGGGACUGUGGACAUUUCGCAAAGAGGCUCGAUCUGAGCUUUAACCUUCUGAGGUCACUGGAAGGACUGAGCGCGUUCGGGAGCCUGGAGGAACUCAUCUUGGACAACAAUCUGCUCGGGAACGACCUCGUGUUGCCAGGGUUACCCAGGCUCCAUACCUUAACCCUCAACAAGAACCAGAUAUCUGACUUGGAGUGUCUGCUUGAUCACCUAGCAGAAGUGACACCAGCUUUGGAGUACCUCAGCCUACUGGGUAACGUGGCCUGUCCCAACGAGCUGGUCAGCUUAGAAAAGGAUGAGGAAGACUACAAGAGAUACAGAUGCUUUGUUCUGCACAAGCUGCCCAAUUUGAAGUUUCUGGAUGCCCGGAAAGUAACCAGACAAGAACGAGAGGAAGCUUUGCUCAGAGGGUCGUUCAUGAAGGUGGUGAAGCCCAAGAUUCCAGAGGCAGCCGACAUCACCAAACAAAGGACAACAAAUGAACUGUUUAUAAUAUCUUGGGUUCCUGCCCAUUCAACAUUUUCCACCUUCAUGUACGCAUGCCCUUUCUAGGACAGAUUGGUAUUUCUCCUGCAACCCCUGUUCUUGACAAGGGAAGCUCUGCAUUGUCCCAGUAACUCUGAAGGGGCACUAAAUACAAUACCCACAUGUGUGCUCACCACUGCCCUAAAACUCUUUGUAUUCAGAUCUGUGAGUCCUCACACAACCCCCUGAAAUGUAGGAGGAAGGGAGCAUUGGCUGACUCUCUAGGUGGGGUAACUGAGGCCUAGAGGUGUUAAUUGGGCAACCCAGCUAAGUUAAUUGGGCAGCCUGGUUAGUAAGAGCUGGGACUGGAGCUUGACCGGUGUGUUUGACCACAGAAGCCACAUCCUUCGACUGGGAUCUUACCCCUGGAACCAGUGAGCCACCCAUUUUCCCCGUGCAUUUCUCUGUUCCAAAUAAAAGCCUCCUAAGAAGGCCUAAAGGAAGAAAACAGGUAAAAGCUGCACGGCGCUCUUGGGGUCGAGAUGGCAGCCAGGACUGAAAUCCCGCCUGGCCUUUGAAAGCAAGUGGGAAGGGCUCCUUAAAAUCCAGUAGUAGCCGGCUCUCUGAGUCAUGAGCAGCAUGAGCAGACAUGCUUUUCAAAGCUCCAAAUUAGUUUCUAAUCAAUUAUAGAAUUAGUUUAUGUUUGUGUGAUUGACUCCCACAUCUUUACUAAUGGUGUUAAGCUUAAAAAUACCCAUUAAUUAGUUGAGGAGAGACAAAAGAUACUCUGACAAAGCAUGGGGAUCUUCAGUUGUUAUCUUUUUGGAGAGUCACAUGAUUUCCACACUGGAGAGGACUUCAGAAAUCACCUGCCGUGUGCCGUCGUUUGAUGGGUGAAGGAACCGAGCGAGGAGGUUGUGUCUGGAGGCCCCCAUGGUCUGGUGGAGGCAGAGCUGGGAUCAGAACCCAGGGGCCCAGGCUCCCGGUGAAGUGCUGUAUCUACGCCCUGGUGCUUCACACGCACAGGACUUACUUCUCUGUGCCCCUGCUUUCACAUCACACUGUAUGCUUCUCUCCAGUGCCAGGCUGCUCCCCCCCGGCCUGUUCUCAGAGAUACGCAUUGGUACUUUUCUUGCGGAGAGAGAUAAUAAACUGGUUAAUAAACUGGUGUUAAAAAGGCUGGUUCUCGCCUGCUCACAGUGUGUGCAGACGUCUGUUUGUUCCUGUGCAGGUGUGUAUAUAUGCCCUCGAUCUCUGUGUGUGUAUACAUAUGUAUGUUGUGGGAGGUCUGUGUACACCCGGAGUCGGCUUUUAAGUGGAGAGCAAUUUCCUCCCUGUGAAUUGCCGAUGCUGUGCUGAGCACGCUUGGUGAAGACCAAUUUUUCAUCACAGAAUCGGAAUCUCAAGUUGGCUUCUGUCCUUUCUUAGGCUGCAGUGGCCUGUUGUGCUUAUUCAGCAGAAUGCUCUGAUGGAUGAUCCAGGAG
This is a messenger RNA of Mirounga angustirostris (Northern elephant seal), 2243 nucleotides long. RefSeq names its product leucine rich melanocyte differentiation associated (gene LRMDA). Bases 217 to 846 code for a protein of 209 amino acids. Gene Ontology annotation, molecular function: protein binding. The record is from RefSeq and is a predicted model, not a curated record. Gene Ontology annotation, biological process: melanocyte differentiation. NCBI's taxonomy places the organism in Eukaryota, Metazoa, Chordata, Mammalia, Carnivora, Phocidae. The transcript is spliced from 6 exons.